Sitophilus oryzae (rice weevil) is the source of this 2360-nucleotide messenger RNA. RefSeq names its product venom carboxylesterase-6-like (gene Tcjhe). Lineage: Eukaryota; Metazoa; Arthropoda; Insecta; Coleoptera; Curculionidae. The coding region runs from base 296 to 2140 and encodes 614 amino acids. The record is from RefSeq and is a predicted model, not a curated record. The transcript is spliced from 11 exons.
UAUGGCCGAGUAUUUUCGGCUUUGUUUAAGAUGCCUUGAGAGAGAACUUCUAUAAAUUAUUAAUCCGAAUCGAUCUGUGUCUUCAUUAUUUAGUUAUUCCUGCGUCGUUGUUACCUCCUAACGCAUUAGCAUGCGAAAUACAGCAUUUAAAACUGCACCUUAACUGAAAUUUGGAGUUUGCCGCGUUUAGGGCAAUUGCAUUUCAUAUUUUCGAAUUACCGGUAAUUUAUGUUGUUGUGCAAGUGAAUUAUUUCUGGUGGUAACAUUGAAACGUUAGUUCGGCUGCAGAAAGAGAAUGAUUUUUCAAAUUUUGUUUUUGAUGCUAUUGCCUAAGGCACUUUCAUACACGUGUACGUUGCCGUACUCGGGACACCCAGCAUAUUGUCUACCUAGUGUACGCAUAGACUCUGGAUUAAUUGUUGGAAACUACCAAUUUUCAAGAACGGGCAAAAUAUAUAAUGCUUUUACUAGCAUUCCGUAUGCCAAACCGCCCGUAGGACAUUUAAGAUUUGCGGCCCCCGAAGAACCAGAUCCAUGGGCUUAUUUCUUACUGGCUACUGGUAAAGCUCCACUUUGUAUUCAGCGCAACUACUUAUUUAGUGACAAACCUGUCAUUGAAGGCCAAGAAGACUGCCUUUAUCUAAAUGUUUACGUCCCAAAUAUCCAUAAUGAUAUCAAUAGCGGCAAUAUGUAUAAAAACAAUAAUGUUGAUGCCUUGAAACCCGUUCUAGUUUAUAUUCACUGGGGUGGUUUCAUAGCUGGCUCGGGUAAUGAAGAUUAUUUUGACCCUAGUUAUUUUAUGGACAAAAAUAUUGUUUUGGUGACGUUCAAUUACCGGUUAGGGCCUUUUGGCUUUUUAACAACUUUGGACGACGAGGCGCCUGGCAACUAUGCACUAAAAGAUCAAGUGUUAGCAUUAAAAUGGGUACAGAAAAAUAUAGGGAGUUUUAACGGGGAUAAAGAUCGAGUUACGAUUGCUGGUCAAAGUGCUGGAGCUGGUAGUACCCAUUUACAUAUGUUGAGUCCUGCAUCGAAAGGUCUUUUUCAUCAAGCAAUAUCACAAAGCGGAAAUGCUUUGGCUGCUUGGGCUUUUUUGAAUAGCGAAGCUCAGAAAACUGUUACUGGGUACCAAGCGUCUUUUGUCGGUUGUGGAAAUUCAACAACGCCUACACGACAACUUGUUAAUUGUCUUCGGACUGUAUCAGCAAGUGAUAUCUUGCAAUCGCAAGACUACUUUAAGACUUUUUAUGCUGAUCCUCUAGUUAUUUUCACUUCCGCAAUAGAAACGCGAAGUGCACGAAACCCCAAUCCUUUUUUGACCAAACCACCCGUAGAAUACCUGGUAGAUGGGACAUUCCAAAAAGUGCCGUGGAUGACUGGACUGGUCAAAAAUGAAGGCGAUAUAAAAGCUCAAGGUCUAAUAAGGAACUCAAAAAUUAGGAAGGAUUUAAACGCUAACUUUCAGAACAUUUUAUCCAACUCAUUACUAGCACUCUCACUUAGUACUCAGGAUGUGGAAGGACUCUAUAAGAACAUUUCUCAGUUUUACUUUGAUUCCGGGAACACCAUAAAUGCUAAUAACCCAGAUAGUGUGCAGGGACUAGUUGAUGUUUAUACAGACAGAGUUUUCUCAUAUGCUUUAUACCAGUCGUUGUACCUCCAAUCUUUGCAAGGACAUUAUCCAGUUUAUAUGUACAGUUUUGAAUACGAAGGGGAAUUCACAUAUGGAGAUUAUUUUGCUGGGUCUGCAACAGAGCAAAUCUGUUUCGAUUGGGGUGCUAGUCAUUGUGACGACAUGCUGUACCUUUUCAAAACACCUGCAUUGUUUCCGAAUUUAACGAGUCAGAAUGAUAUUGCCUUGAGUAAUAAAAUGGUAGAUCUAUGGACUAAUUUUGUGACAUAUGGAAAUCCAAAUCCAGCACAACAUAGCGUACUGCCCCCAGAUGUCGAUUGGAGACCACUAUAUAUUAAUAGAAGUACCUAUAGAGAGAUGGGCGAUAGAAUCACUUUUUUAAAUAUAACAGGAAGCUUUGGCUAUGGAUUUAAGUUUGCAAUAGCGAGUGGCUUUUUCAAGGAAAGAACGAAAUUUUGGAUCGACAGCGAUAUCUAUGAAAAUCGUUAUACUAACAACGGUCAAUAGACGGUGUUGAUGGAUUUUCGGAAUCUAUUAUCUGACAAACGGAUCUAAAACAGCGGAAGAAAUUCAAGCAAAAAACAACAAUGUUGUCACGUUUAAUAAUAGAAAAGCAAAAUUGCUCGAUAUUACCUAUACAGGGUGCUACAAAUUCGAGGUACGAGCAUUGGUAUCUCGGUAACCGUAAUAGAUACGAUUUGAAAUCAAAAAACUAAUUACACUUUCU